Messenger RNA from Durusdinium trenchii, 1845 nucleotides. The record is from the annotation of a GenBank genome assembly. Lineage: Eukaryota; Dinophyceae; Suessiales; Symbiodiniaceae.
GCGGUGGCCAUCGAUGGAAGUCUAGACCCGACUGUGACAUCAGAUCUGGACCACUCAUCUUUGGUUCGGCUCAUUUGGCUAUUGACUAGGCAAAAGCCCACAGUAUCAAUCUCUCAAUUGAGGGUGAAAGGAUACUCUGAGAUGAAUGCCAGGUUCCGCAAGAGGCACAAGGAACUUGUGGCUUCCUCGUCGGACAUUCAGACAUGUUUGGCAUCUCUCAAGAGUGAGGCAACACUUACAAAAAGCUUUGUCAACGCAGCAGCCCAAGCGCAGGGAUUUGAUGAGCAAUGGAUGGUGGAAGUUAUUCCCAAGGGUCGUGGGCGUGGGGCCAAAGCUGUUGCUGCUGAUCCUGCUCGGGAAAUCGCAACCAACCGCUCUUUGCCUGAUAUGUUGCGACCUCCAAUGCCAGUGGCACAGGUCCGCCCACCGCCUCUUCAAGUGAAUACGCCGGACAUGGAAGCUCACCCUGGUCAGACAAUUCCUCUUGUCAAGAUGAGUGCUGCUAUCAGGCCCAAUGUCAUGGCACCUCCGAAUGUGGCUGCAGCAGCUGCUCCCAAGUCUGAGAUUGGACAGGAGCAAUUGGUGGGAGUGGAGCCUGCUGCAGCUGUGGAGGGUGAUGCAAAUGUGGAGGCAGCUGCGGCUGUGGAGCCUGCUGAGGCUGUGAAUGUGAAUGUUCCGCCGGACAGUGAACAGCUGAUUUGUGCCAUUUGCAGGCAACUGGCCGUGAUGGCGGGCAACCUGUUGAACAAUGGUGGGAAUCAGGCGUCGCAGAAUCAGGCAGGCGCGCCGGACAACGCAGUGGUGGUGGUCCCGGACAACGCAGUGGAGGCUGACAAUGCAGGAGCGCCGGACAACGCAGAAGCUAAAGUGGAGAAACAGUUUCAGAGCACAAGUGUGGCCGUGGAUGUGCACACCUUUGCGGCUUUGGCAGAGUUUCCCACCAAUGAGCAGGGCACUGUGGACCUGCAAGGCAUUGAUGAGCAGCGCCGGAGAUGGGGUUUUGAGCUUGACAUAUUCUUCAUGAUUGACGUGCAAUGUGGAGGGCGUGCACAGGUGAUGUGGACACAUUAUCUUCACAUAGCAUUUCCUUUCAUGAUGAACUGGAGCCUCCGCGAUAUGCUGAUGGCUUUGCUCUUGCGGGUGUCUUUUCACCGUGCUGCUGGAAGAUCAUGGCUGCAGUAUGUGGAGCUGUUCGCCGGACAAGGAAAUCUAUCCAAAGCAGCAAUUCGAGCUGGAUUGAGUGGAGUGAGUCUUGACAAGGACUACGGUGAGCAUCAGAAUAUAUUGACUGGACAUGGGUUGGUUCUGGCUCUUUUGGCCCUCACAGCCACUGUUCCAGGUGCACUCUGGUGGACUGGAUUACCUUGUAGCUCCUUUGUGAUCUUGUGUGUGUCUGUAAGCCAAAGAUGCGCAGAGAAUGAUUUCCUAGGUGAUGAAAGCAAAGACUUUGUCUUGGAAGGCAACACCAUUGGAGAUCUUUCCGCCUUACUUCAGUUUCUGGCAUACAUGGUGCAGUGCAAUGAUGGGAUGGAGCAACCUGCUAGCAGUGUCUAUCCAGAAACUCCGUGUUGCAAGGCUGUUCUGAGACAUAUCCAGGCACACAAAACAGUGACUUAUCACUGGUGCUUUGGUGGCCCUACCUUGAAACCUCUGCAGUUGUGGAGCUCCAAGGACUACAUGAAGCGCAUGCAUCGAGAGAGACCAUGGAUACCUGGUGGAUUGGAGGCAUUGGCUACUCGAGAUGAACAUGGAGGGUUCACAGGCAACAAGGAACGACUUCGGGAAUCACAGAUGUAUUCCCCAAUGUUUGGAGAGGCUGUGGUGAAUGCUUUACUGCAAGGUUGA